AUUUAUUUUCUAUAAACCCUCUCCUCGUCUCUCCCGCCUACCAUCCCUUAUCCUUUCAAUUUCAUCUUCUUCAUAAACCCUCUCCUUCAGUUUCCUCCGGCUUCCCUUUCUUCAAUCAAUGAAAAUGUCUACUAUAACCAAAUCCAUAUCCAUGGCGGAUUCAUGUUGCCUCGUUUGUAUCCCUUCACUCUUAACCACUUGUUCCAAAUCCCCAUCCCUACUCUCCUUUCCCCCAAAACCAAUCAAUCUUUUCCUCUCAUCUUCCCAUUCUUCAACCUCUUUGACCCUCAAAACCAGAACCCAUUUCUCUUCUCUAGUUUCCUUUGUUGCCCAAACAUCAGAUUGGGCUCAACAAGGGGAAGAAAAUGACACCACCAUCACCAUCGAUGAGGAUGAAAGUGAAACUGAAGGGGGGGAAUCGAAAUGGGAAAACGAUGAAAGUGAUGGAGCUGAAGCAAUUUGGGGAACUGAAGGUGAGGAUGCUGGUUUUGAAGAACAAAGUGGUGAUUCAGAAGAAGAGGGUUCUGAACCUUCUGAGGAAGCUAAAUUGUUUGUUGGGAAUUUGCCUUUCGAUGUUGAUAGUCAAAGUCUAGCUAUGCUUUUUGAGAAAGCAGGAACUGUGGAAAUUGCUGAGGUUAUUUACAAUAGAGACACUGAGCAAAGUCGUGGCUUUGGGUUCGUAACAAUGAGUUCAAUUGAGGAAGCUGAGAAGGCUGUUGAACAAUUUAAUCGUUAUGACCUUAAUGGAAGGCUCUUGACUGUUAAUAAGGCUGCUCCUAGAGGAUCGCGUGUCGACCAACCUCCUCGUGUUUUUGAACGUGCUUUUAGAGUCUAUGUAGGUAAUCUUCCAUGGGAUGUUGAUAAUGCUCGACUGGAGCAAGUGUUCAGUGAACAUGGUAAGGUAGUCGAGGCUCGUGUAGUCUAUGAUAGGGAGACAGGCCGAUCCCGUGGUUUCGGUUUCGUGACUAUGUCUUCGGAAACUGAAUUGAAUGAUGCCAUUGCUGCUCUUGACGGACAGAGUUUGGAUGGAAGAGCAAUAAGAGUAAACGUUGCAGAGGAAAGACCAAGGCGAGGCUUCUUUUGAUGUUGAAAGGAUUUAGAUACAUGAUCUACUGCUGUUUGCUUUUUCCUUUUCAUUUUUCCCAAAUAACUUGUCCUAUUUUUCCCCUUUUUUUAAGGUUAAAUUUACAGUUUUUAGUAUAUUUGUAAGGAAUAUAUAUUUUAUCCAUUGUUAUGAAACCAUCAUUUAGAAAAGGUCUA
Molecule: messenger RNA, 1260 nt
Organism: Gossypium raimondii (Peruvian cotton)
Lineage: Eukaryota; Viridiplantae; Streptophyta; Magnoliopsida; Malvales; Malvaceae
Product: 28 kDa ribonucleoprotein, chloroplastic
Exons: 4
Coding region: 119-1084 (321 amino acids)
Cellular component (GO): cytosol
Molecular function (GO): mRNA binding
Source: RefSeq, a predicted model, not a curated record